Messenger RNA from Corticium candelabrum, 6178 nucleotides. RefSeq lists its product as uncharacterized. The coding region runs from base 412 to 5910 and encodes 1832 amino acids. The record is from RefSeq and is a predicted model, not a curated record. The transcript has 29 exons. Gene Ontology annotation, cellular component: plasma membrane. Gene Ontology annotation, molecular function: protein binding; guanyl-nucleotide exchange factor activity. Gene Ontology annotation, biological process: Ras protein signal transduction; positive regulation of GTPase activity. Lineage: Eukaryota; Metazoa; Porifera; Homoscleromorpha; Homosclerophorida; Plakinidae.
CAGUCGAGUUUGCUCGGCUCGGAGACGAAGUCUGGGUCGAUCCACAUCGAGUUGGACGCCGGUCUCGUUCCGCCGGUGACGGAUGCGAUCGAGGAGGAACUGCAUUUGCGUGUCGAUCGAAUUGUUGUUGACAGGGAACGUUUGCAGCUCGUUUGCAGAACUGGCGAUCCGGCUAUUCUACCUGAUGAGUCGCCAGGGUUUAUUUCUGCUCUUUUUUAUAUUGGAAAAUCUGACGUGCAAGGUCUUGCACGCCUUGUAGACGGCGGUUUAUCUGUAAACCAAUGUGACUCACAAGGGCGCACACUAUUGCACUUUGCUACCGCGUGUGGAAACGAAGAUGUUGUCAGGGUUCUUCUAGAAAGAAAUGCAAACGUUGACAUUGGAGACAAUGAGGAAAUAACACCACUCCACAUGGCUGCUGCAGCUGGCGACAAAGAUGCAGUGCAACUGUUGAUCAGCAGUGGAGCCAACGUAAACGUUACCGACACAUGCUACCGUUCACCACUCCAUUACUGUUCGUUUAUGUGCGGACCCGAUUUUUCCGGUCACACAGGUGACUUCGUUCAGUGCUGCUAUCUCUUGCUAGAGAACGGCGCCCAGAUCGAUAACAACGAUUUGAACGGUGUCAAACCAGUGGACGUCUUUUGGGAUCUGUCUGAGAUGAGAAGCCGUCUCAUCGACUCCGCAUGCGAGGGUCUCUCAUCAAUGACGGAAGUACCUCUGGUCGUCUUCUCGGAAGAAGAAUCGACAGGCGCCAUAACCCCGCUCGCCGGCUUCGAGUCCAAUUUUUCCUCCGCCGUCAAUACGUUAGAUCGCGGAAGAAGCAAGAGAUUCUCGUCCGACUCGAGUGCCACUCUCCUGUCGUCGUCGUCGACCAACUCACUAAAGAGAUCUCCACCCGAGAACGGUUCUCUCGCUAGUCCGACGCCCGUCAGUCUGUCGAGGCCGUUAUCCAUUCUAUCCGAAUCGGACCGGAAAAAUCAAGAGAGACCGGUUGUUACUGAUUUAAUCUCGGCCGGAGAUUUGAAACCGUAUUCGUCCAUGUCUCUUCCGUUGCCGUUUCGUUCGAAGAAAAAUUCACCACUGAAAGUGUCUGCAACUUUGCGUCCUAGAAGAGACCUGACGGAGCAUCUCGAUCAAGAGACUAAGGACGCAUUCAAGGAUCUAGAUACGGUCGUCUCUCAGUCGUUCACCAAUCUCGAGAUAGACGAUGACGACGACUACGAGCAGUACACCGAUUCUGGUUUUCAUUUCGACCGAAGUGGUGCGACAGAAUCAAACGGAGAAGUCGAUUUUGCAGUCACUCCGCUCGUAUCCACACCGGAGCGAACUCUAUGCAGUACGAGAAGUCCGAGUGAAGACGACAUGCUUGCAAUCGAAGUCAAAUCGGCUCCCACGUCUCGCCAUUCCUCUCUGGAACGAGAAAGCGUUAGCUUCGACAAGACAAGCACUCUCCGCCCGUUCUCGCUUACCAGUUACGCGACCAACAACUCCAGUCCUUCGUCAGAAACGGUAACACCAGAGUCUUCAUCGUGGAACACCCUCGAUUCCUCCUACCAUGUGCACACAACAAGAAAUCGCGACGCUCAACUGUCGCGUAUUCGCGACGGCACGACGGACGACCAAGGAUCAGGAAGCUCGGAAAGCGGGAACGGCAUACGGAACCAAUACAAUUCUGAAUCGACAAAUGGCGUUGAGAGUCACUUGGAAAUCCAACAGAUUUCGAGCAGCAGGUUGAGCACGGAUUUGUCUUACCACAGAAUUCCUUCUCAGCGUUGGUCGUUGGCGAGCACGCAAACGAGUCCCGAAAUGUCGGCGACCAGCACCCUCGAUUCGUCCUACCGGAGUCACAAUCGUGCGGAGUCACAGUCGUCGAGUGUCCGCCUAUCGAUCCGCAUCGACUCAUCGGUGACAGGAGCGCUGCACCAAGCGAAAAGCCUACCGCGAAUCAACGAGUCGGCGACGGACCCGAACGUCGACGCGUUCCGUCCGACGAUCGGAAAUCCGAAUUCCGUUCCCGGAUCGGAAUGCAGCUCGGCGCUCACCUCGACGUUCAGUACUCUCGACUCGACGUACCGCGGUAAUCGCGCGCGUCUGACGUCCGAGACGUCGCUACAGAAGCGACUCAAAAAGGCGUCGAAAUCGCUGCAGAGAAUGCAGCGCUCGAGUAGUGUCAGCACCGUCGAGACGGCGGCGCGCAAAUUGCCACCACAGCGGCGACGCUCCUUAUCCGAAGACCAAGUGUCGCUCGAAAAGAUCAAUCUCGGGAUAUCAUCACUACAGUUGUUGGUCACUUUGUCUUGGAAUCGCGAGUGUCACGAGGAUAUACUGUCGCGGCUUUGCAUCGAGAAGAACGCGUCGGAUCUCGUGCAUCUGGCGCGAAUGCCCGUAUUGGGCGAACAGGCUCGCGACUGUAUAGCGACGCUCAUUCAUCGAUUGUUCGAGGUCGAGGGUUCUGUGAGUCGAUAUCGUGCCCUCAGAGCCGGACUGUUUGCCGUCGUGCUCGAGCUGCUCGACGACCUCGAACCGGUCCAGUCGACUUGUCUGUCGAUAAGUGAAUCGAUUUUACAAGGAGAUGAAAACUUGGACUAUAUGGCUGUUGUGGCAUCGUCUGUUGAUCCGGACGGUCUCUUAAGGCUCGUCAGUUUUUCUCAAAGUUCUGUAGGCGAUGACACUAACGUUUCUGCUCAAAUAAACCGUCAAGGAAGAGCUACAACAGUAAGGUUACGGAUCUUGUCAGCCGUUAGUGCUUACAGUGGAUUUCGAAAGAAACUCAUCUCAGAACAAGCUAUUCGUUGUCUCAAGGCCGUCCUGCGGUCGCCCGACGAAGAAAACGUGACAUUCGCGCUGGCGACAAUAGCAAACGUGGCGCAGCUGACCGAGUCUCACCAACUGCUCAGUCAACUAUCGCUCAAGCGAUGCCUGCUGAAAACACUCGAAGUGUUCGAGUCUACCCGAGCUCGCUUUCAUGCCAUGAGAGCUCUGAUUUACUGCGGACAUCAAGAGUUUCCUGGUCUAUAUCUCUUCCAACUACUGGACGGUAUUAAGAAUGAUACAAAGUAUGGUGACAAUUUUACGGAAGGUGAAGCGUUUGGACAUGUGAGAGGGAUCAGUCUGGAGAGAGCUGUGUCUAUGAUGACUAGUCAGAGUGACGGAAAGUGGGCUGGCAUUGCAUUGUCUCCCGGGCCUAUGAGAGCCGGUGGAAUCUCUCUGAAGUUGGUGAAUCGAGAGCAGACGCAACUGGUGCCCGACAACAAGGUCAUCGAGAUGAUUCUUGCUACUUGUAAAUCGUUUGUGGAGCCGCCGAUUCUUUUACGUUUACUGUUGCACAGGUUUCGUGAUCCAAAAACUCUUGAGCUAUUUGACGCCGGCCGCAAGAGAGCCCGACGUUCUCGAGCCACAAUUGAUCCUCCCAUCGUCGACCCCUAUGCUCCUCUCCCCAACCAUCACAUGUACAUCAUGCGCAUUUUGGACCUCUGGCUAGACAAGCACAGUCAAGACUACAGAGAAUACCCUGAAAUGAAAAGAGAAAUCAAAGCUCUCUUGAAGCCAAUGCGCAGAAUUGGAGGACCAUACGUUUUGUGUGCAACCAAACUACGUCAGCUGUGUCAUGAUGUCAAGAAGAUACCGGAGUCGCUCGAUUUGAAAUUCUCUGGCAGUGCUACCGAGCAUGCGCACGACCGUUUGUAUGAAAAGUGUCGAGAUAUCGUAACAUCCGGGGAGCUCGCCAUUACUACAGAUCAAGCAAUCUUCUUCGCAGGAAUUCAAAGUUACAUCGAAGAUAUGUCUGCUUCAUCAUCAGACGAUAAGCACAAACUAUCCAAUUCAACUUGGUCUCUUUUCGGAGACAGAACAUUGAACACUAAAUUGAAACACUGUUUACCGCCCGACGUGAAAGGCAAAGCCGUCUCUAAAGCGAUUCGUGUGCAGCACGAACUGCACAGAAGUCAGAGGAUGUCGGAUCGCAACGCCAAACACUUGUACAUCAAUCGUGUCCACGAACUGCCUCAGUAUGGUUGCAAAUUCUUUUCCGUGAAAGAAAUUGUGGCCCCUAGUGCCAAGCGAAGUCUUCAGCCGAGACGUAUUCUUGGAAUCAGUACAGACGUGAUUCUCUUGCUCGAAGAGAGAUCGAAGGAAAUAAUGAAAAAGUUUGCUUUCAAGUCGCUUAAGCAAUGGAAACCGGUUGAUUCCGACACUUGUCUAGUUCUCACGUUUGGUACUGAGCAGCUUAUCUUUGUGGCCGAGGAUCCAGGAUAUAUACAGAAGAUCAACAAUCACAUUUGGUGGUGUGUGGAAGAAGUCGAUUGGAUGAACAUAGAAAUCAUCGAUGCCUCUCCAUGGGGCAGAGCGGCAGAAGAACAAGGUCAGUGGGGCAGCUCCGUCCUCGUCGCCACAGCCAAGACACCAAAGGCAAAGCAACGAGCAUCAAGCAUACGGACAAAAUCAUUCAGCAACACUAGAGAUGACAUCACACCAUCAAGCAGUGCCAGCAGUUCUCCAUCCUCCUCUUCUCAUCACACACCGACCGUCACCCCGCGGGGGACCCCGACCGACCGAACCCCCGUUGACUCACUCUAUGACCCCCUCCUCCCAGCACGAACCGAACACGCUAUCACGUCGGAAACGAUUACCGAGGAGCAGGCAACGUCAGACAUUGCGGUUGUGAUGCAAGAGAGACUAACAGAGACCACCACAGAAAUCACUGAUUUAUCGACACUCGAUCAUGCUCAAUAUGUCGACUCCAUCAAACCUCGAUUGACUGUCACCACAGUCGAGGAUGUUUCGUUUGAUGAGUUGAGACAGUUGUCUCUAGUGUCACUCGAUGGCAGUCAGUCAAGUCUUAUCGAUCACGAUCAGGUCGACGAACUACAUCAGAACUCGCCGUCGACCAGUUGUGUGUCGAUCGAGCAUCCGCACAGCGACAGUGGGUUGGGGACUCAUUCGUCUGCGUCGAGGACUGCCAGCUGUCCGACGUCGGAGCUCACCACACCGCCCAUGUCGUUUCGUCUGCACAGUGAGAGUAUGGUGUCGACGAGUAGUGCCGGGUGUAGUAGCCACACUGAGGGGAGCAAGUUGUGUGAUUGUCCUCCGGAUCCGGACGUGGGUGAAGACUUUGAUUUCACGGAUAUCACGGCAAAAAGUCUACUCGAACAUCCCAAAGAACUGGCUCGACAAAUAACCCUUAUUGAUCAUGCAAUGUUUUGUCACGUGACGUUCUCCGACUGUCUUCGAAAAGUGGGUUCUACGGUUGAGAGACGGGAUCUUAUGAAACAUGUUGGUCAGAGUUCGGUCGAGAUGUGUGCUCAUCGAUUCAACCAGUUGAGCAAUUGGGUCAUUGUGUCGAUUCUUGAUGAAGAGACGCGUGAGGAAAGGGUCGUUAUGCUUUCUAAGAUGAUUCAAGUCGCGAGGCAGUGUCUUCAUUAUCGGAACUAUAAUGCAAUGGUGGCGAUGGUGGUGGCCGGGUUGGGAUCUAGUCCGAUUCGACGGUUGAAGAAGACGUGGCAGAUGCUCGAGAAAGACACACUCGACCUCUUUCUAAAAAUGGAACAUCUAGUCCGAAUAAAAAACAACUACAAGAACUACAGGCAAUAUCUGAGGGCAACCAACCCACCAGCUGUACCCUACUUUGGUUUGUACUUGAAAGAUCUAACCUUUAUCGAGGACGGUAACCCGCACACUCUGAAAGGUGGUCUCGUCAACUGGACCAAACGACAUCAAAUUUUUGCUGUCCUAUUCGAGCUACACACAUUUCAGAGUUCGAAAUACAACAUUCGACCAGUUCCUCCAAUCAUUCAGUAUCUACUAUCACACCAAUUGACCCCGGAUAUCAACCUGCACGAGAAAUCAAGAUCGCUGGAAACGACAACAAAACGCACAACAAACUCGAGUGCUGGCACUGCUGGCAACUAGAACCGUGAAGCACACACGUAACAGUUACUAUACUAAACAGUCAUAUAAUCCGAAUCUUUAUUAACGUACGUUAAGUAAGUAAUCCCGUAUGUCCUAUUAGUCCAGAUUAUUUAUUUACGAUGAUGUACAGUGGACAGAGCAGGUUUAUUGGGUGCUGACGUGGAACGUCAGUAGACUCUUAGUUGAUUGUAUACUCACAAUAGAAUUAGAAAUGCGUGAUAAUGGAAAUAAAUACGGUAGAAAAUCAAAAUUUAUUAAUUUUGUCCAA